Molecule: messenger RNA, 1104 nt
Organism: Castor canadensis (American beaver)
Lineage: Eukaryota; Metazoa; Chordata; Mammalia; Rodentia; Castoridae
Gene: Crip2
Product: cysteine rich protein 2
Source: RefSeq, a predicted model, not a curated record
AUGGCUUCCAAGUGUCCCAAGUGCGACAAGACUGUGUACUUCGCUGAGAAGGUAAGCUCCCUGGGCAAGGACUGGCACAAGUUCUGCCUCAAGUGCGAGCGCUGCAACAAGACGCACCCCGGGGGCCAUGCCGAGCACGAUGGGAAGCCCUUCUGUCACAAGCCCUGUUAUGCCACACUGUUUGGACCCAAAGGAGUGAAUAUUGGGGGUGCUGGCUCCUACAUCUAUGAGAAACCCCCAGCUGAGAGUCCCCAGGUCACUGGCCCCAUCGAGGUUCCAGUGGCCCGAGCUGAGGAGCGAAAGGCCAGUGGUCCUCCCAAGGGACCCAGCAAAGCCUCCAGUGUCACCACAUUCACCGGAGAGCCCAACAUGUGUCCUCGCUGCAACAAGAGGGUCUACUUUGCUGAGAAGGUAACAUCUCUGGGCAAGGAUUGGCACCGGCCCUGCCUGCGUUGUGAGCGCUGCUCCAAAACGCUGACCCCUGGAGGGCACGCGGAGCACGACGGGCAGCCCUAUUGCCACAAGCCUUGUUACGGAAUUCUCUUUGGACCCAAGGGAGUGAAUACCGGGGGCGUGGGCAGCUACAUCUAUGACAAGGACCCUGAAGGCACAGUUCAGCCCUAGACCCACAGCCCCUUCUAUGGGGCAGGGCCCGCCUGUCUCCUGCCAGAUCCUGCCCUGAGGACCCCUGCUUGACUCUGUGGGGGAAGUGCCCCUGCCUCAGUGUGUCCUGCCUGCAAGCCCAGGGCUGGAGUGUUGGAGGAGGAAGCCUCUUGGGCAGUCUCCAGAGCAGCCCCUAAACCCAGCCCCGUUUCUUAGUGUCACUAAGCAUCCUGUGUCCCCCAUGGUUGGUUGUGUCUGUGUACCUCCAUGGUCCCAUGUGUCCCUGUGCCCCAGCAUUCUCUAUCCUGUGUGUCCCCAUGACCCCAGUGGCUCUCUGAGGUCACUGUCCUGUCCCUCCCCAUUGCCCAUGCCAGCUCACCAGUAUUAUUUAUGCUCCGCUUGCUGGCAAUGGCUACGCUCUCACAGCGUGCCAAGGCAGAGGUACCCCCUGCCAGGACCCUCUGCCUGGCUCUCAUACUGCCCACCUCCCGCCCCUCACAU